Molecule: messenger RNA, 1381 nt
Organism: Populus trichocarpa (black cottonwood)
Lineage: Eukaryota; Viridiplantae; Streptophyta; Magnoliopsida; Malpighiales; Salicaceae
Exons: 8
Coding region: 62-1168 (368 amino acids)
Source: RefSeq, a predicted model, not a curated record
GAAGAAAAGAGGCAAUGGUUAGAGGGCGAAGGCCGAGGUGUUCAUAAAAAGCCCUUUCCAAAUGGGAGCUGCAGCCUUGCCCAGUAAUGGAGAGAUUGCAACUGUUACUGUUGCUACUCACCCUCUCGUACUUGGUCUACAGCCAGCAGCUCUUGUCGACAACGUGGCACAUGUUGAUUGGUCUUUGCUCGACCAAAUCCCCGGUGACCGUGGCGGCUCAAUGCCUGUUGCAAUUGAAGAGCUUGAGCAUAUAUUAAAAGAGGUGAAGGCGCAUAAGCUUGCUUCGCCGGAUGAGCUAUCUCCGAUGAAGACGAUGGCGGGUGGCAGUGUAGCGAAUACUAUCAGAGGACUGAGUGCAGGCUUUGGAGUCUCUUGUGGGAUUAUUGGGGCAUGUGGGGAUGAUGAGCAAGGGAAGUUAUUUGUGAGUAAUAUGAGUUUUAAUGGAGUGAAUCUUUCAAGAUUAAGGAUGAAGCAGGGACACACAGCUCAGUGUGUUUGCAUGGUUGAUGAAUUAGGUAAUCGUACUAUGCGACCCUGUCUCUCUAGUGCUGUCAAAGUUCAGGCUGAUGAAUUGACCAAGGAGGAUUUUAAAGGCUCCAAGUGGUUGGUUCUGAGAUAUGCAAUAUUCAAUUUGGAAGUUAUUCAAGCAGCUAUCCGGAAUGCAAAGCAAGAGGGUCUUUUUGUCUCUUUGGAUUUGGCGAGUUUCGAGAUGGUUCGAAACUUUAGAUCACCUCUUCUACAGUUACUGGAGUCAGGGGACAUAGACCUCUGCUUUGCUAACGAGGAUGAAGCAAUGGAGUUGUUGAGGGGCGAACAGACUACUGACCCUGAGGCUGCUGCAGAAUUCUUGGCCAAACAUUGCAACUGGGCUGUUGUGACUUUAGCUGCUGAUGGUUGCAUUGCAAGGCAUGGAAAAGAGAUUGUUCGAGUUCCAGCCAUCGGGGAAGCAAAGGCAACUGAUGCCACUGGAGCAGGAGACCUCUUUGCAGGUGGGUUUUUAUAUGGAUUGAUCAAAGGCCUGUCAUUGGAGGAAUGCUGCCAAGUCGGUGCCUGUAGUGGUGGGUCUGUCAUCCGCUCGCUUGGGGGUGAGGUUACCCCAGAGAAUUGGCAGUGGAUGUAUAAGCAGAUGCAGAUCAAGGACCUCCCUCUUCCUGAUAUUCGCAAUUGAUGUCACACCUAUCAUAGGAUUGAUUCUUUUUUUUCUUUUUUUUCUUCUCUUUCCUCCCUCGUCAAGUACUGUAAUUUCCCACCCUCUAAAAGGACGGAGGCAGCUUUAGUUUCCGUUAGGGCUAAUUUUAUGAUUCCAAGACGAACCAUUUCUCCGUGGAUAACACAGCAUUAAGCAUGUUUCUAAGUUCAAUAAAAUGUUCGUUCAGAUAAA